AUGAUGUCCGAUGUUAACGCCUGGUGGGUGGGCGGAUCCCUGCUACUGGGGACUUGGGCCAUCGUCGUAUUCUUUUCUCCGGAUCCCUUGGCUCAGUAUCCAUGCAUCAAUAGUAAGCGACCGGGGGAAUUGUUCUACACGAAAUCCAAGAUUCGCUUCAUUACCCAGGCGCGCAGUCUGCUGAAGGAGGGUCUCUCCAAGACGAACAAUGCGUUUCGUCUGGUAACAAACAACCGAAUACUGCUCGUACUCCAUUCCAAGUAUCGGCAUGAGCUUCGUGAUCACAAGAGUCUUAACAAUGCAAAGCCGCCCGAGGAUGAUUUCUUCGGCUGGCUUCAAGGCUUCGAACCCUUCAACCAUGAGAAGACAAAUCCCAAAGUCUUUGCAGCCAUGGUACGAACCAAACUGACUUCCUCCAUUGGCGCAUUGGGUAUUCCGCUCUCCGAGGAGACAGACUUUGUUCUCCGUCAACAGCUCACGGAUAGCUCAGAAUGGCAUCCGAUCAAUGUGAAGGAGACUUCCCUCCAGCUGGUGGCUCGCCUCUCCGCAAGAAUCUUCCUGGGCCCCCAAGUCUGCCGGAAUCCGGCCUGGAUAGGGAUCAUGAUUAACUACACUGUCGAGGCAUUUAUGACCGCUGAGAGUCUUCGAAUGUGGCCUCGCUGGUUACUCUGGCUGGUGCAUUGGUUUCUGCCCUCCUGCAAGAAGUUACGCAGCCAAGUCCAGGAGGCGCGCGGCAUUAUCUCACAAGUUCUAGAGCAACGAGAGCGAAACUCGAAAAGCGCCUUUGUUGAAACGGAGGCGAGGGAUGAGGUGGACACUGUCCAAUGGCUGGAGGACUGUGCUAAGGGAGGCUACUAUGACCCAGCCCUGCUUCAGAUGGGUCUGGCAGUCGUGGCGACUCAUACGAGCGCAGACCUUUUAUCACAGGUUAUCUUUGACCUCUGCGAACAUCCUGAGCUACUUCAGCCACUACGAGAAGAGAUUGUCAUGGUUAUUACCCAGCACGGUUGGAGUAAGAAUGCGAUCUACAACCUCAAGCUUCUAGAUAGCGUCCUGAAAGAAAGCCAACGACUGAAACCAAUGCAGAUCGUUUCUCUAUAUCGUUACGUGACGGCAGAAAUUACACUGAGUGACGGGACCCUCAUUCCCAAAGGAACCUAUAUCGCCAUGAUCGAUGACCACUCCCUGGACCCGAACUCUUCUUACACCAAUGGGGAUCAGUAUGAUGGCUAUCGGUUCAUCAAAAUGCGCGAGGUGCCAGAGCGAGCUCAUCAGACGCAGCUGGUCUCAGUCUCAUCGGAUCACACCGGCUUCGGCUUUGGCAAUCAUGCCUGCCCUGGACGCUUCUUUGCGGCUACGGAAUUGAAGAUUGCUCUCUGUCAUCUGCUACUCAAGUAUGACCUGAAGCUUGGUGAUCAGAAGCCGCAAACUAUGACGUAUGGGUUUGGGCUUUCCAGCGAUCCGUUUACGCAAGUCAGCGUUCGCCGCCGCCAGGAGGAGAUCUCAUUGGCCAACGGUGAAAGUUGA
Penicillium antarcticum is the source of this 1527-nucleotide messenger RNA. Its product is annotated as cytochrome P450. Bases 1 to 1527 code for a protein of 508 amino acids. Gene Ontology annotation, molecular function: heme binding; monooxygenase activity; iron ion binding. The record is from RefSeq and is a predicted model, not a curated record. Lineage: Eukaryota; Fungi; Ascomycota; Eurotiomycetes; Eurotiales; Aspergillaceae. The transcript has 6 exons.